AUGCUCGUGUCUCCGCCUCCAGGGGCCAAAUCCCCCUGGCCGACUGGUCGAAAGCGCCCGGCCAUCGAUACACCGGACUCGAUCUUCAGCUCGGCCUCGAAGAAGUCUCGCCCUCCUCCCCCUCCUGCUCCCACAGAUGAGGAUCUUCCUCGCUUCAAGCCGGAGGAUGACCCUGUCGAUGUCCCUCUUAAGGGCUUCAGCACCGUGGCCAGCCUAGCUGGUCUCGGAUUGGACGAUGCUUCAGUUGCAGCACUCUUCGUCAAUCAGCCUUCCCGUCGGGCGGCGGCCCAGCGAGCCAGCUCGCUGAUUGCCUCCUCGUGGCCGGCGUCUCUCAGCUCCGCCGACUCCCUAGAUGCGGGUGUGAACCCUCCCGGGCGUGCGAGCUCGCGUGGCAAGGCGCGUUCGACCUCUGCUUCUGGCACUGCGCCCCGACGCCGGGCAUCCAUCGUGUCCCAGCGUUCAGCUCGACACUUGCCAGGUGACUCGACGGAUGAGGACUUGCAGGCCUUCGGGGGCCAGCAGCGAGAUGUCCCCUCUCCAGGGCAAUCUUCUCGCCCGGAGUCCGACGGCGCCCCCCGGCCCCAAGGUGACCGGUGCUCACCGCCUGCAUCCCAACCGGACUUGGACCCUACCUGGCCGCCAGCUAGCGCGCUGGUCAAGCCGGCGAGGUCCAUGUCCCUGCCACCCCCGUCGGAGGCAUCUGCCCCGAUCUGUGAUAUGCCUUCUGGUGGCGAGCUUGAGGUGGAAGACCUGUCUGACUUUCACCCGGGCACUCGGGCCGAGAUCACCGUCACCCCGAAUCCCGAUCCCAAGGGAAUUUUCCGUUCCACCACCCCGCUUCUGGUCCAUGGUGCGGCGGGAUCUGGCUGGCCGGCAGCCGCUGAUGCUGCAGCGCUCCCCUCCUUCCGGCGGGUCUUUGCACAGGCAUCGAUGGCGGCAUCCUGUUCCUCGACUUCGGGCUCCUCCUCGUCCUCGGCCUUGGCCUCUUCCUCGAGCACCGUGGCGCAGGCUUCUGGCGAUCAUGGCAAUGCCGCCGAUGGAGGCCCGCACUAUGUAUCUGUCUUCCCUCGUGCUGCGAUCGGCUGUGGUGGCAGUCCGAUCACCAGUCUCAGCACCACAGACGGCCACACAUUGGCUGUUCCCUCGCAGCUUCUCUCCACGAGUGGUUUCAAUCCCCGCAAGGAUGUCCGUGACGACGGAUCAACACAGCUGCUGGUGGAGCGAUUCCCCGGGGCAGCCCAAGCUGUGGAGGAGCUUCUGCGUCUCAUUGGCCCGGAGCUGGCUCCCAAAGACCGCCUGACCCCGGCAGCACUGGCCUUUUGGAGGCCUUCCUCUGCUCUGGAGGCCUCGCAGAACACGACGCUCUUCCGAUCUGUCUCAUUGGCCCGGAGCUGGCUCCCAAAGACCGCCUGA
Messenger RNA from Fonticula alba, 1413 nucleotides. RefSeq lists its product as hypothetical. The transcript has 4 exons. NCBI's taxonomy places the organism in Eukaryota, Rotosphaerida, Fonticulaceae. The record is from RefSeq and is a predicted model, not a curated record. Bases 1 to 1413 code for a protein of 470 amino acids.